AUGUCCACACAACAUCGUAAUAACGACUCAUCAUUGAACAAUCUUUCUGAACCUGGUGCUAGUCAAUCAAGUACCAGUGGAACUACAGGUGGUUCUACAGGAGCUUUUGAUAGUGGCAAAGGAAAAGAAGGAUCGACUCCAAUAGGUACUUAUGACACCAGCUCAACUCACAAUACUCCUGGUGCCCAACAGAUUGACUCAUACAGCGGUGCUAUUCCAAAUACACAAACACAAAAAAACAAGAGUAGUCCCAAAUAA
This is a messenger RNA of Rotaria sordida, 258 nucleotides long. Lineage: Eukaryota; Metazoa; Rotifera; Eurotatoria; Philodinida; Philodinidae. The record is from the annotation of a GenBank genome assembly.